This is a messenger RNA of Vigna unguiculata (cowpea), 4485 nucleotides long. The record is from RefSeq and is a predicted model, not a curated record. Lineage: Eukaryota; Viridiplantae; Streptophyta; Magnoliopsida; Fabales; Fabaceae.
AUGGCAAACAGGAGACGUAGAAAUACCGCUGGCGCUGAUGAGAUUGCUAACGCAAUCCACAGGAUGGUGGAUGCUAUGCAGCCUGUGGCAGCACCACCGCGGGCUAUGAUUCCACCCGUCAGGCCAGUGACGAUGGAAGACUUUAUGCGUCACAAGCCGGCUAAAUUCACUGGGAAAGCCACCCCAGAUGAGGCUGACGCAUGGCUGCGGGAAUUGACUGAAGCCGAGUAUUGGUGGAUGAGUAUGCAGCAACAGAUGAUAAAUAGAGCUGAAGAUGUGACUUGGGCUAACUUCAGGACGAGGUUCCUGGAGAAAUAUUUCCCAGAUAGCGCUAAACAUGAGCGCGAGGCAGAAUUUCUCACUCUACAGCAAGGGAGUCUAUCCGUGCAAGACUAUGUGGAGAGGUUUGAGUACCUCUCGAGAUUCUACUCCCAGACGGUGACGGAGGAAUGGCGCUGUAGGAAGUUUGAGGGCGGCCUCAAGCAUGAACUGAGGCGUUUCAUAGUGCCACUGAGGGUGCGAGAGUUUCCUAUCUUGGUGGAGCAGGCCAAGAGUGUGGAGCAGCUGGAGAGGGGACCCAGCCUAGUUAACCGUACACCGAGGAAUAGUGCUGAGGGCAGACUUCAGAAGAAGCCCUAUAGCAGACCAGUUGCGUCUUCAUGGAAACCGAGGUGCUAUAACUGUGGGGGUGAACAUCUGCAGCGAAAUUGUACUAUACCCGCCCGCAGCGGAGGCAGUGGCAUGGGCACUCGUAAGUGCUAUGCCUGUGAUCAGCCAAGACACUUUGCCGAUAGGUGUCCUAAUAGGAAGACUGCACCAGCAUCACGACCUCAGCCAUCCUCUUCCGACAGGCCGAGAGCCGCAGGCCGGGUUUUUGCCAUGACCAGCACAGAGGCCACCCGGUCAGGUAAUCUGAUUCUGGACCAUUGUUUACUUUAUGGUAACAGUGUGUUAGUGUUAUUUGAUUCAGGAGCUUCGCACUCCUUCAUAUCCCAUGAUUGUGUGAAGAAAUUGGGGUUGUCCACUCGUGACCUCGGAUGCGAGUUGAUAGUCUCGACACCCGCAUCUGGACAGGUUUCAACAAACGUAGCCUGUGUUGGAUGCUUGAUGGAGGUGGAGGGCAGACGCUUCAAGGUGAAUCUAGUCUGUUUUCCUUUGGAGGGAUUGGAGGUCAUACUGGGAAUGGACUGGCUGUCUAUCAACCAUGUGGUGCUUGAUUGUGGACGGCGCAGAAUUGUGUUCCCAGAAGCAGAAGGGAUAGAGUUGGUAACGUCUGGAGAGGCAGUGAAAGAGAUGAAGAGAGGGUCGACGUGUUUUGUGAUAGUGGCCCAAGAGAAGAAAAUGAGUGCAGAAGAGCAGAUCAGUAAGAUACCGGUGGUGGAUGAAUAUGCUGAUGUAUUUCCAGACGAGAUACCCGAGUUACCACCCAGCCGGGAUAUAGAUUUCUCAAUUGAUCUAAUCCCUGGAGCGGUGAAGAAGAAAGACGGUAGUUCGCGACUAUGUGUCGAUUAUCGGCAGUUGAACAAAUUGACGAUAAAGAACAAGUACCCACUGCCUAGAAUCGAUGAUUUGCUUGAUCAGCUCAGAGGGGCAGGAGUAUUCUCUAAGAUUGAUUUGAGGUCUGGCUAUCAUCAGAUCUUAGUCAAGCCGGAGGAUGUCCAGAAGACAGCCUUUAGAUCGAGAUAUGGACAUUACGAAUAUGUCGUGAUGCCCUUUGGAGUGACAAACGCCCCAGCUGUCUUCAUGGAUUAUAUGAACCGCAUCUUCAGACCGUAUCUGGACAGAUUUGUGGUAGCGUUUAUAGAUGAUAUUCUCAUCUACUCACAGACUAGAGAGGAGCAUGCUGAUCAUCUGAGAAUUGUGCUGGAGGUAUUGAGGGAACAUCAGCUGUACGGUAAACUGUCCAAAUGUGAAUUUUGGUUGGACGAGGUGCAGUUUUUGGGACACGUAAUUUCUUCACGUGGUAUAUCAGUGGACCCGAGUAAGAUUGAGACGGUGUUGAAAUGGGAGAGACCUCAAACUGUAACAGAAGUCAGAAGUUUCUUGGGAUUGGCUGGAUAUUACAGGAGGUUUGUGGAAGGGUUUUCUAAGAUGGUGAGUCCAUUAACUCAACUCACUAGGAAGGAUCAACCCUUCUCAUGGACUGAUAAAUGCGACGAAUGCUUUGAAGAGAUGAAAAGGAGGUUGACUACCGCUCCGAUUUUGAUUAUUCCAGAUACCAGCAAGAUGUUUGAGGUAUACUGCGAUGCAUCCUACCAGGGUUUGGGUUGUGUACUAAUGCAGGAGAAGAGGCCAGUAGCUUAUGCCUCUAGACAGUUGAAGGUGCACGAGAAAAACUACCCUACCCACGAUCUAGAGUUGGCUGCUGUAGUGUUCGCUCUUAAAACAUGGAGACACUAUUUGUAUGGCUCCCAAUUUCAGGUAUUUAGUGAUCACAAAAGCCUGAAAUAUCUGUUCGAUAAGAAGGAGCUAAAUAUGAGACAACGGCGCUGGAUGGAAUAUCUCAAGGAUUACGAUUUCGAGUUGCUUUACCACCCUGGUAAAGCUAAUGUGGUUGCGGAUGCCUUGAGUCGGAAACGGAUGCACAUCUCAGCUAUGAUGGUGAAGGAGUUGGAGUUAAUUGAGAAGCUCCGGGAUAUGAAUCUGGGUAUGCAGCUGAGUGAGGAUUGCAUCAAAUGUGGAGUGCUUACACUGACUAGUGAUGUAUUGGGGGCUAUCCGAGAUCGACAGAAGGAUGAUGCUGAGUUACAGCAAUUUGCGAGCUGGAUAGGGACUGAGAAGGGGAAAGACUACCGGAUUGGGACAGAUGGUAUCCUGAGGUUCAGAGAUCGGGUCUGUGUGCCUGGAGAUUGGAGGUUGAGGAAACAGAUUCUAGAGGAGGGCCAUAAAAGUCGUCUUAGCAUACAUCCAGGUAUGACUAAGAUGUAUCACAACUUGAAACAGUCUUUCUGGUGGAACGGGAUGAAGACUGACAUUGCAGACUUUGUGGCAUCGUGCUUGGUAUGUCAGAAGGCCAAGAUUGAACAUCAGCGACCGGGGGGUACACUGGAGUCAUUGGAUAUUCCUCAAUGGAAAUGGGACAGUGUAGCUAUGGAUUUCGUCACACACUUGCCGAAGUCUGUGAAGGGGCACGACUCAAUCUGGGUAAUAGUGGACAGAUUGACAAAGUGUGCUCACUUCCUUGCUAUUAAUCAAAAGUGGUCUAUGGACAGAUUGGCUGAGUUGUACGUGAGAGAAGUGGUCAGGUUGCAUGGUGUGCCGGCCAGUAUAGUGUCAGAUAGAGAUCCGAGAUUCACUUCUCGUUUUUGGCAGUCAUUACAGGCAGCGUUGGGGACCCAGUUGAGGAUGAGUUCUGCAUACCACCCUCAGACUGAUGGGCAGUCGGAGCGUACCAUUCAGUCCUUGGAAGAUCUGUUGAGGGCUUGUGUAUUGGAUCACAUGGGUAGUUGGAGUGAGAUGCUUCCCUUAGUGGAGUUCACAUACAACAACAGUUAUCACACCAGCAUCGGUAUGGCUCCAUAUAAGGCGUUGUAUGGGCGGCGGUGUAGGACGCCACUGUGUUGGAACCAGGAUGGGGAAUCAUUGGUGUUGGGUCCUGAGUUUUUACAACAAACCUCUGAGAAGAUUCUGAGGAGAAUUGGAGUUGCAGCGUAUGAGAUCGCCUUACCACCACAUCUGACGAAUCUGCAUAACGUGUUCCACGUUUCCCAGUUGAGGAAAUAUGUUGCAGACCCGUCACACGUACUGGAGUCCGAUGAUAUUCAGAUUCGGGAGGAUUUGACGGUGAGCACUGGGCCAGUGCGAAUUCUGGAUUCACAGGUGAAGCAGCUGCGGGGGAAGGAAAUUAAGACUGUGAAAGUGCUGUGGGAUGAGACUACCCAGGAGAUGACCUGGGAGAUGGAGGAUCGCAUGAAGCAAACCUAUCCGCACCUAUUUCCUGGUGAGCAAACUAGAAAUUUCACAUGUGGGAAGGCUUUGUGUAGAGGAAAGGUUGUUAGCCAUGGUGGUAACCAAGAUCAUCAUGCCUGGGGGAGCAAUCAUUCAACCUUGAAUGAAGGUGAUCUUGUGGUGAUGUACUGCAAUCAAAAUGGUAUGAUGGUGGACUGGACAUACACUAUUCGUGACCACAUGAUGAAGGCAAAGAGGCUCACGGAUUUCAAGCUUCCAUAUGUGGUGCUUAUCUCCAAGUUCAUUGAGCAUUUUGGUGUGGAUGUGGAAGGAGAGCUUGAGGAGUCUACUGGACUUCUAAAUCAUGUUUCAACACUAAAUAUGCACAAGAUGGGAUUCACCAAGAUAGGCAAUACUUGGCUGGUUGAAGGAGAUCAAGGUGCUAAUAUUGAGGUUGGAGCCAAUGACCAUGAAGUGGGAACUAGUGGAGGAAACCAAGGGGAAGAUGAACUACAGCCUAUAGCAAUUGAGGUUUAUAACCCUCCUGAGAAUAUUGGACCUGCAUACUCCCAAUUUGAGAGAAUGGUUCUCAACUAG